CCUAUGAACGGCUGGAAAGGAUCGAUUCAGCAGAUAUUGAAAUCGACCGACGGAUUCCUAAUUGACAGUUUCACGUGAUACUGCACUGUUUCAACUUCAACGACGAUUUCAACGUUUACUCGCUGCUCUUACAAAAUGGAAGUAAGUCAGUUGAAAAUCGAUGAAACCAUCAUCGAGAAAGCCCUUCGAAACAAGUUAUCGGAUGAAACUGUCAGAGUUUUGGAGAUUCAGCUAAACUGUAUGUCGGAAAAAGGAUUAAACUUCCUUAGUGAUCUGUAUAAAGCGCACAUCAGAUAUACAGCUUCUUCUACCAAAAAGAAAGAGGAAACGAAGUCGGAAAGAUCAAUCAGUUUGGUUAUUAAAGCCGAACCUCUGAGGAAACUGUCACGCGACAUCGUUCGUCAACAAAAUCUGUUUUUGAUCGAAUUGAAAGUUCUGCGCGACGUUCUACCCAAGAUGAAGGAAUUUGUUUAUCAUCAACUCGGUCCAAAUUUGUUAUGCAGUUUUGACGAUCCUCGCAUUCUUAUUAUGGAAAACUUAAUAAACAGAGGAUUCGUUAUGAAGGAUCGUCAGAAAGGAUUGUCGUUUGAACACUGUCGCUUAGUUAUAGAACAACUUGCGAGAUUACACGCUGGAUCUGUCGCAGUUCUCGAAAAGGAUCCACAGAUAAUCGAAUCUUUUAUAGAUACCGGCAUUGUAUCGACCAAAUGUCCGAAAGCUUUUAUACGAAUGAUGGAAGUAAGCCUUUUGCGAAUAGCUAACGAAAUACAAAAGUGGCCGAGCGAAAAAUACGCGAGUGCGGCGAAUAAGCUGAUUAAGUUGUCACAAACUAUCGGAAUCCGUUGUAUCGAAGCGUAUAAUUACGACCUGGAUGAAUUCUGCGUACUAAAUCACGGAGAUUGUUGGAUAAAUAAUCUGAUGUUUCGAGAAAACGAGACAGGCCAACCUAUCGAAGUCUUAUUGGUGGAUUAUCAGAUGGCUGUUUACACGUCUCCAGUUAUCGAUCUGUUAUACUUUUUGAACAUUUGUCCAGAAUUUGACGUAAAGUACGAUAACGAUGAUGAUUUUCUAAAACUUUAUUUGCAUACUUUGGAAGAAACUAUGAAAAAUAUCGCUUGCAAGAGAAAGCCACCCACUAUGGAACAGUUAAAAGAAGCGCUACAUAAAAGAAGAAUAUACGCUGUUUUUUCUGGAGUCGUGCUUUAUUUACGAAUGAUGGGAAGUAAAGAGGAUACCGAAGAUUUCGAGGAAUUAUUGACCAAGUUGUUAGGUGAAACUAAAAUGGACGUUUUCAGAAAUCCAGACGCGGUGAAACUGGCGCGUAAAAUGAUCCCAAUUAUGAACGAAAGAGGUUACUUCGACUAAAACAAUUUGUUUUAGUUAUUAGAAUAAGGGAAUAUUAUUUAUUUUCGAUCGCAUUCAGCGUUAUUUCGUAACGUUAUUAUGCGUAUAUAUUUUGUCGUCGUAUCUUGUAAAACGUGGUUAGAAAUACAGUGUCCCGCGAAAUUAUUUAUCACGUAAUCUCUUAUAUGAAUAUAUUACGUGCAUUAUAGAAAACAUUUUGAAAUUCUGUCCGCAAUGACACGGCUCGUUCGUUGUAAACAUACACUUUGCGAAAAAUAAGUAUACAGCGUGGAUAGAAAUCUGAAAUGUACGUUGAACGACGCAAAGAUGCUCUCGCUACAUAUUGUAGCUUAUUAAGAUAACGAAUAAUAGAAUACUCAAGUAUCUACUUUGUUACUGUCUGUGACAGUACCCUUAACUUCUAUUUACGUUUAAAGAUUCGUUUCGAGCUUUACCAGUAUGCGUAAUGGCAAUAGUCUCAGGUAGUUACAGUGCUAGCGAGAUUUCAAAAUGUUUUGUAUAAUAAAGAAAUAAAAGAUAGGGAAUGAUUCCUAGGAGAGUUCGAAUAUUUUUCUCAGCUACUAUCGUACAUAAGAAUAAAACAUGCUAUAAAAUUCCAA
This is a messenger RNA of Bombus pascuorum, 1964 nucleotides long. RefSeq lists its product as uncharacterized. NCBI's taxonomy places the organism in Eukaryota, Metazoa, Arthropoda, Insecta, Hymenoptera, Apidae. The transcript is spliced from 4 exons. The record is from RefSeq and is a predicted model, not a curated record. Bases 136 to 1365 code for a protein of 409 amino acids.